Molecule: messenger RNA, 861 nt
Organism: Triticum dicoccoides
Lineage: Eukaryota; Viridiplantae; Streptophyta; Magnoliopsida; Poales; Poaceae
Exons: 2
Coding region: 79-531 (150 amino acids)
Source: RefSeq, a predicted model, not a curated record
CUCACCCAAGCAGGCACACCGAGGAGCCACCUGAGCUUAAACCUCUCCAGCUCGAAGAUAUCGCAACGUGCCGUCUCCAUGGAGGCGGCUACUCUGACGAUAGGCUCCCGGCGCCUGGCCUCCGCCGCCGCUCCGGCUGGGAAUGGCGCCCGCCGUGGCGCAGCGGCCGCAACCGCGCAGCGUCCCGGAGCAAAGCUCCCGCGGCGUGCGUGGCGGCUCCGCGCGCUGCCGCCGGAGCUGAGCGAGAUCCUCGCGCCCAAGCUGGUGCCCGGCUCGCCGGCCGACACCGGCGACGUCUCCUCGCUCAUCCCGAUCAGUGCCGUCAUGCUGCUCUUCUACUUCGUGUCCAACUGGGUGUUCCCGGCGGUGGUCAUGCGGGGGAUGCAGCCCAACGCCGAGGACGAAGCCGCCGCUGCAGAAGCAGAAUCCAUGGGGUCGUCGUCGCAGCCGCAGCCAGGGGAUGCCGUCGGCGGUAAGAUCCGGCGCAAGGUCAAGAGGAAGAAGAACAGAAAAGCCGUCACGGAAGGGUAACUCGCUUAUGCAUGUCGUCAGAAAGGCCUUGUCAGAAAUUCAGAAUAGACUCCUCUUGUUGCUCUGACAGUAAUAUCAAAAAGAUCAGGACAGCAGAGUUUUUUUUUUGUCCUCCAAGAGAAGAACAGACUGAUAAUCUCUGUGAUCAGAAAUAUCGGUGCUUAUUUUUUGCAUCUCAUAUUACUAUAUUAGUAGUAGUAGUCUAGUAUACCACCAAACAUAUAUUGGUCGUGUAAAUGGUGGUGAACAUUUCUGGGGGGAAUUGUCAGGAUGUGACAAGAACUUUCUGAAUCCAGGUUUAGCUAGCUGCAGAAACGAAUAUAAACAGAA